Messenger RNA from Phascolarctos cinereus (koala), 873 nucleotides. The record is from RefSeq and is a predicted model, not a curated record. NCBI's taxonomy places the organism in Eukaryota, Metazoa, Chordata, Mammalia, Diprotodontia, Phascolarctidae.
AUGGGGGAAAGAAUGGAGAAAAAGAGAUUAGAUUCACCUCACUCAUCUGAAAUGGACAAAGGAGAUCCAGUCAAGGUCACAAUGAAAAACCUCACCACAUUAACUGACUUCAUCCUGCUGGGUCUGACAGAUGCUCCUGAAUUCCAGGUUGUGCUUUUCCUCUUUCUCCUUCUCACUUACAUGUUCAGUGUCAUUGUAAACAAAACCAUCAGUUUUGCUGGCUGCUUCACUCAGUACUUUUUGGCGACAUUUUUGGGGGCCACCGAGUUUUACCUCCUGACUGCCAUGUCCUACGAUCGCUAUGUUGCCAUCUGCAAGCCCCUACAUUACACAAUCAUCAUGAGCAGCAGAGUCUGUGUCCUGCUUGUUCUUUGCUCUUGGUUGGCUGGGUUCCUGACUUCUCUCUUGGUAAUCUUAAUGGCACAUCGCCUAAACUUCUGCUCUUCCAAUGUCAUAAACCAUUAUUGCUGUGAUACAACUCCCCUUCUGAAGCUAUCUUGCUCAGAUACCAGUCUAACAGAAUUGGUUGAUUCACUCUUAGCUGUGCUGACACUUGUAAUAACCUUGGUGCUCGUGAUGCUCUCUUACACAAACAUCAUUAGAACAAUUCUCAGAUUUCCUUCUGUUCCACAAAGGAAGAAAGCCUCUUCCACCUGUUCCUCCCACAUGAUUGUCAUCUCCCUCUCUUAUGGAAGCUGCAUCUUCAUGGAGAUCAAGCCCUCAACAAAGGACGAUGCCACCUUCAACAAGGGAGUAGCUGUGCUCAAUAGCUCAAUAAGCCCUCUACUGAAUCCCAUCAUUUAUACCUUGAGAAACAGGCAGGUGAAACAAGCCUUCAAGGACUUGGUCCGAAAGAUUGUGGGCCAUUCAUAA